GCGCAGACGCGAUCUCAGCCUCCCCGCACCACCGAUACCUAGCGCCGCCUCGCCCCCGCCGUCGCCGCGCCUCCGGCGAGACAGGACCCCGCCAUGCCGAUCUCAUCCUCCCUCUCCGCGCGCCUCGGCCCCGGUCCCGCGCCCACGGCCGCGCCCGCACGGUGGGGCCCUUACGCCCGCCCCUCCGAACCCCGCAGGAGCGGCUGCGCCAAGGCCUCCCGCCCGUCCCUCCGCCUCGAACCCGAGACGGCGAGGCUCCUCGGCCCCGGGCGGAGGGCCGAAUCCGGCGGAUUGAGUCGCGGCGCCGCAGCCCCUGCACCUACACGACGGCGGCUUGGAGACCCGAAGAAGUCGGACCAGAAGACGGAUCCCAAGCCGGCGGGGACGAAUCCAGAGCCGAUCCAGGAGCCGCGCGUCGAGGAGGGCCGUGGCUGCGGCGGUUUCAAUUUCCUCUGCGCCCUCGCUGGACACAAGGAGGCUAUUACUGGAAUCUCUAUGCCGAUGGGGUCUGACAAGCUCUACUCUGGCAGUGCCGACGGGUCUGUUCGCGUAUGGGACGGCAAAUCUGGCAAGUGCGUUGAUGUCAUCAAGAUGGGAGGGAAGAUUGGCUGUAUGAUCACUCACGACAAGUGGGUAUUUGUUGGAAUACCAAAAUCCGUGGAGGCAUGGAACAUAAACACAGGGAUGAAGCUAAGUCUUCAGGGACCUUCUGGGCUUGUUUGUUCCAUGACUAUCAAGGAUGGGAUGCUGUUUGCUGGCACGGCGGACGGGCGCAUCAUGGCUUGGAAAUUUCCUGCUAAGGACAUCAACUCGGAACCAGUGGCAAUCCUCGCUGGUCAUGACCAUCAUGUGAUUUCACUUGCUGUCUCAGCAACAAGGCUUUACUCUGGCUCACUUGACAAGACAAUCAGAGUAUGGGACCUUAAAAAUCUUCAAUGUGUCCAAACACUCUCUGAGCAUAAGGCUGCUGUUACUUCUGUGCUUUGUUGGGGUCAGAAGUUACUUUCUUGCUCUCUGGACAAGACUGUAAAGGCCUGGGCUGCUUCAGAAUCUGGAGACCUUCAACUCAUGCAUACCCACUCUGAGGAGCAUGGUGUGCGCACCCUCUUUGGCAUGCAUCGUCCGGGAAAGACGCCGGUUCUGUUGUGCUCCCUCCACAAGCGCAGCUGCGUCCGCCUGUUGGACCUGCCAUCGUUCGAGGAGAUGGGCACGCUCUCGUCCAAAACAGAAGUGAAGACCAUCGAACUCGCCCAAGGGCCAUCGUGGCUGCUUUUCACCGGGGAUGGCGCGGGCGAGCUCAAGGUGUGGACGUGGGCGUCCCAAGACGAGGAGCUAGCCCCCAACACCGGCGCUGCCAUAAACGUCUGCUAGGCAUGCAUAGUCGAUCAUGCUCAUGCAUGCGCUGAGCUAGCUCCACCGUUGUGAUGUCUACUACUUCCCCCCUGCCCUUUCCUAAAUAGAUAUUUAGAGAUUCCAACAUGGACUACAUAUGGAGCAAAAUGAAUGAAUGUAUACUUUAGAAUA
Hordeum vulgare subsp. vulgare (domesticated barley) is the source of this 1524-nucleotide messenger RNA. Its product is annotated as zinc finger CCCH domain-containing protein 17-like. The record is from RefSeq and is a predicted model, not a curated record. Gene Ontology annotation, molecular function: protein binding. The transcript is spliced from 7 exons. Lineage: Eukaryota; Viridiplantae; Streptophyta; Magnoliopsida; Poales; Poaceae. Bases 94 to 1371 code for a protein of 425 amino acids.